UGAUUGCGACUAUGGGAGUCUUUAGAAGAAGAUAUGAUAAGGUGCUCAAGCUUCAGUGGACACCAACCAACCACUAACAAAACCAAACUUCCCAUCAUCGAAGAACUUGAUUACCCAUCCCUUCCUUCCAUCAUCCCUUCCCCUUAAACCACAUAGCCCUCUUCUAAUCCCUUCUCACAAACUCAAAAAACCCUUACACUCAUUUCCCUUAAUGGAUUCGAGUACAACAACCUCCACAGACAGUGAAGUAGCCUAUGACAUCCCACCCAUCCUCAAAGUCUACAAAAACGGUCGCAUAGAGAGGCUAGAAGGCGUCGAGGUUGCUCCUCCGGGUCUCGAUCCUGAAACCAACGUGGAAUCGAAAGACAUCGUAAUCUCCGAAAAAGACGGCUUAUCCGCCAGGCUUUACAUUCCCAAAACCACUUACGCGCCGCAGCAAAAGCUUCCUCUUUUAGUUUACUUCCAUGGCGGCGCCUUCAUAAUCGAAACACCGUUUUCUCCGAACUACCACAACCUCCUCAACAACAUUGUUUCAAAGGCUAAUGUGAUUGGUGUUUCCGUACACUACAGGAGGGCACCGGAGCACCCGGUUCCCGUCGCCCACGAAGAUUCGUGGAGUGCCCUCAAAUGGGUCGCUUCUCACGUGGGCGAAAACGGUGUUGAAGAGUGGCUGAAGAACCAUGCAGAUUUUGAAAAAGUGUUCUUCGCCGGCGACAGCGCCGGCGCCAACAUUGCGAGCUAUUUGGGCAUUCGGGUCGGGUUAGAAGGGUUACCCGGGUUGAAGCUCGAAGGGGUUGUUUUGGUGCAUCCUUAUUUCUGGGGUACGGAGCCGCUCGAGUGUGAGGUGGAGCAGGCUGAAGGCGCUGCCAAGGUGCACCAGCUGUGGCGGUUUACGUGCCCCACCACAACGGGAUCCGACGACCCGAUUAUCAACCCGGGUCAGGAUCCGAAUCUGGGCAAGCUGGCCUCUGGGAGAGUGCUUGUUUUUGUGGCGGAGAAGGAUUUGCUGAAGGGCAGAGGUUUGUACUAUAAGGAGUUGCUUGAGAAGAGUGACUGGUCUGGAGUUGUGGAUGUGGUUGAGACUAAGGACGAGGGUCACGUCUUUCAUAUGUUGGAUCCGAACUGUGAAAAUGCUAAGGCUUUGCUUAACCAGAUUGUUUCAUUUAUCAAACAGGAUUGAACGUUGUUAUGUGUGUGCUCUCUGUCUUUUUUAUGUGUUUUAAUUAUCCUUUUUAGUUGUCAAUGUAAUUGUGUAUGCAUUCUAUCUUGUAUCGUAUGAUCGUAUCAAUCAAGUUAAAGAAAAGUUGAGUAUUUAGUUGAUUGGAA
Molecule: messenger RNA, 1326 nt
Organism: Glycine soja
Lineage: Eukaryota; Viridiplantae; Streptophyta; Magnoliopsida; Fabales; Fabaceae
Product: probable carboxylesterase 2
Exons: 1
Coding region: 212-1180 (322 amino acids)
Molecular function (GO): hydrolase activity
Source: RefSeq, a predicted model, not a curated record